AUGAUAGCUGACUUGAGGAGUUAUAUAAGGAAGUUUCUAACUGAGGGGUUGAGCUAUUUGGUGAAAGAAUGUAGAUCUUCUAUGAUCAACUGGGAGAUUGAUCUUCCUAGGUUAAUAAUUCAUGCCCAACAUAUUGAGCCAGACAAGAUAAAGGAAAGAGAAAGAGUAAGAGGGAUUAAGAUAGUGAAAUCAGAGCAACAAGGGCACCAGCUCGAGAAUAGGUCGGUACCUUCUAGGUCUCAGGAUAGUGUAAGGAAUUGGCCUCAUCCUUCUUCGUGUGCUAAGUGUGGUAAAGAUCAUUUUGAGGAGUGUCAUAUGGGGCAGCGGGGCUAUUUUAGUUGUGGCAAGUUGGGCCACAUACAAAGAGACUUCCCCCAUGCCAGACAGCAGAGUCGUGAUGCCCGUCCGCAGAGUCAGGCUACCAGUGCCCCCCCUCCCGCAGCCCGUCCAGUUCCUCCUCAGGGUGCUUUAUCUAGUACUGCUGGUGGUCAAUGCCAGAAUUAUUUCUUUGCUAUACCACCUCAUUAG
This is a messenger RNA of Capsicum annuum, 528 nucleotides long. RefSeq lists its product as uncharacterized. Lineage: Eukaryota; Viridiplantae; Streptophyta; Magnoliopsida; Solanales; Solanaceae. The record is from RefSeq and is a predicted model, not a curated record. The transcript has 2 exons. The coding region runs from base 1 to 528 and encodes 175 amino acids.